This is a messenger RNA of Aureobasidium melanogenum CBS 110374, 2367 nucleotides long. RefSeq names its product Pkinase-domain-containing protein. The coding region runs from base 1 to 2367 and encodes 788 amino acids. NCBI's taxonomy places the organism in Eukaryota, Fungi, Ascomycota, Dothideomycetes, Dothideales, Saccotheciaceae. Gene Ontology annotation, molecular function: ATP binding; protein serine/threonine kinase activity. The transcript has 2 exons. Gene Ontology annotation, cellular component: nucleus; cytoplasm. Gene Ontology annotation, biological process: intracellular signal transduction; protein phosphorylation. The record is from RefSeq and is a predicted model, not a curated record.
AUGACUGUAGCCAUGGACAACUCAUUUCGUGGCUGGUCCUCGAAUGCUAACACCGGAUCUCUCUGUCUGGAGGACAAGUACGAGAUCAUCAAGGACAUUGGCGAUGGCAGCUUCGGAAGUGUAGUCCUCGCAAGGACGAGGAGCGCUGGCGCUCACCUCGUACGAAGGAACACUUUGGUCGCUGUCAAGACCAUGAAGAAAACGUUCGAGUCCUUCUCGCAAUGUAUGGACCUCAGAGAAGUCAUCUUCCUCAAGUCAAUACCGGCUCACCCUCAUCUGGUCCCGGCUUACGACAUCUUUCUCGACCCUCUUAGCAAGAAGCUGCACAUUGCCAUGGAGAACAUGGACGGCAAUCUCUACCAACUGAUGAAGACGCGGGAUCACAAGCCCUUCGAUGGCACUGUUGUUAAAAGCAUCUUAUUUCAAAUUCUCGGCGGCCUGGAGCACAUUCACGAGCACAGCUUCUUCCACCGCGAUAUCAAACCGGAGAACAUUCUGGUCUCAUCGUCGGCACCCGAUACACAGAGCUCCUUCAAACGAUACUCGUCAUUAGUGACACCUCCAUCGACACCUCCAACCUACACUAUUAAGCUUGCCGACUUCGGACUGGCAAGAGAAACACACUCCAUGGUUCCCUACACAACAUACGUUUCCACCAGAUGGUACCGUGCACCAGAGGUACUCCUGAGAGCUGGUCAGUACUCUGCGCCGGUGGAUAUCUGGGCCUUUGGUGCCAUGGCUGUGGAAAUUGCAACCUUGAAGCCUCUCUUCCCCGGUGGCAACGAAGUUGACCAGGUUUGGCGAGUUUGUGAGAUAAUGGGCAGUCCUGGUCUUUGGGUCAACAAGCACGGUCAAAAGCUUGGAGGUGGCGAGUGGAAAGAUGGUGUCCGCCUGGCCGGCAAGCUUGGAUUCUCCUUCCCAAAGAUGGCACCUCAUCCCAUGGACACAAUUCUUCAGGCCCCUCAGUGGUCCGCAAGUUUCGCACGGUUUAUUACCUGGUGCCUAAUGUGGGAUCCUAACGCUCGACCAACUUCAACACAAGCCCUUCAGCACGAGUACUUUGCUGAUGCCGUUGAUCCUGCAAGACCCAAGUCAUCAAAUACCGCCAAGUUCCUUCGCAGCAAGAGCUCUACUUUGGGUAGUCUCGAGAAUUCGCCAGAUUCUAACCAAGGCAGUAUCUCUCUUAAGAAAUCAUCGUGGUUCAGAAAAUCCAUUAGCACUACAGACUUCACACCACCUCCAGAGCACGCUCCUCAAGCACCCACUUCCCAUCCUUCACCCGUUAAUGCUAGAGGAGUUGAAGGUGCCGGCUCAAUCAAACUCCGUCCUCCGUUCACCAAGAGAGCAACAUGGAACAGCGCCGUACCGAUCCCUAUUCUACCAUCAAUCAAGCCGGUCUCGCCGAUACAUGAUGCUGUGACUGCCAGUGCUAAGACUGAAGCCACCGAGAAGAAGAAGAUCGCAAGGCAGCUAUCUGUUAACUCUCACGGAAACCAUUACGCCGAGUACCAUCGUCAGGAAGCCGAGAAAGCUCUCAACGGUAUGAGUGGCCUUGCUUCGCCUACUGGAAGUGUCAGAGAAAGUUUCUUCUCUCACCUUCGCAAGAGGGCUCGCAGAUUCUCCGGUCGUAACCAGAUUCCGGGAUCGCCUGGACCUGAGGAGUCAGAACCAACAAGUGUUGGGUGUGCACCGUGGGCAUCAAGUAACAGGUCAUCUAUGUCUGUAGAGCCACCUGCCCGUGACUCUGCUGCCGACACGGGAUUUUCAGAGCUUGAUAAGGCUCUAGAAAGCGUUCGUUCUAGUCUUGACGCGCGCGCCUCAAAUGCGCCUGCCAGACAAGUUCAACGCAUGUCAAGCACGCCUAUUCUCAAGCGCCACCACUCUCUUUCCACAGUCGCAGAUGGACGCACCUCGCCUGCACUUUCUGUUAAUGCGCAGACUACUAGCCGAACACGACGAUCAGUCAGGCAAUCGCUUAACCCUCGUCAAAGAUACGAAACUCCCGACGAAGAAGAGGAGUUACUUGACGAGGCAUUGACCAACGCGCGUCGGGCAGCAAGACGGCUUGAGAAGCCCACCCCAGCCAAGCCAUCCUCGGGCAAAGAGAACACCAGGCCUCCAAUCGCGCACGUGACCUCGGAUCCUGGCUACUCAGCUCCCUACCUGACACCCUCUCCGUCUAAGGACAAUAACAUUGGUUUUGGUCAAACAGAUAUGACCCCUACCAAGUCCAUGGCCAUCACACCCCGAAGGCAGCGCGACAGUCUAAAUCCACAAUGGCCAACACCUCCUUAUGACGACCACGAAUGGGCUUCGUCAGCUGCAGCAUCCAUCCUUGCUGUGCAUUCGGACACUAAGCUCAAGUGA